UUCCUCUUCAGUCAUCGAUUCACUUUUUACAUUUUACAUUUUUACAGUAAUGAGAGAGUUAAGUUUUUCCCACGGGCGUAUGGUACUUUAAGUUAGCCCCCACAUGUGUGAUCAUAGGUGUUGUUGAAGGGGAGUCGAGUGUGUGAAGAGAAUGACGGAUAGCCAGCAGCAGUUUUGCUUGCGGUGGAAUAACUUUCAGGCGAACAUCACGAGCCAGUUCGAGGCGCUGCGAGAUGACGAGGACUUCGUCGACGUUACCUUCGCGUGCGACGGCAGGCGACUCCAGGCGCACAAGGUCGUCCUUUCCGCGUGCAGCCCUUACUUCAAGGAGUUGUUCAAGACAAAUCCUUGCAAGCAUCCAAUAAUCUUUAUGCGGGAUGUUGAGUUUGAACAUCUACAGUCAUUAUUGGAAUUUAUGUACGCUGGCGAGGUAAAUAUCUCGCAAGCAGAAUUACCUACAUUUCUACGUACUGCUGAAUCUCUUCAAAUUCGUGGCCUCACCGACUCCCAAAGUAAUCAGCACAACAACGAAAAGCAUUUGAAGACAAAUAACAUCCAUGCAUCAAACGGUCGUGAUCUGAUCUCUCCGAGCUUUGACGAUGAACGCAGUAAAACUCCACCACCUUCGAGCCCUCCACCACUGAAAAGGCUGUGUAAAAGAAGUGAUUCACCUCCAGUUUCUAGUCCAGCACCCACUGUGCCGCCUUGUGCUACCAUUGCACCACGUUCGCGCCCACUUAUCGAGCCUCAAGUUCAGCUCGAUUGUUACAAAGAUCUCGAUAUUGUUGAGCCAAAAAUAGAAUUACCUGAAUAUGGCAGUGAUGACGAUUGCUCACCUAAACCGGAAGCUAAUGCAUUGCCCAGUGGAUUUCUCAGCUUGGAUAGUGGUAUGGAAGUGUUACCAUCUUAUCCACCAUCUUAUCAAGGAAACCAAAACGUAGAAGGAGGAAUGCCAGGUCCAUCACAUGGGAGUACAGAAUUAAAUCAAGAACAGCAAGCGCGAAGAGUACGUCGUGGUAGGCCGCGGCUCGGAACCAGAGGCGGCAAACACCCGUCGCCGUCCGUUCACAGAAACUCACCCUCCAGGAGCGACUGGCUGCCCUUGGACAUGAGAACUACCCCGCCCACCGCGAUGCCCGCCUUCCGCGGAUUCGAAGAGUCUUCGUCGGAUGGUGUGGUCCACUUGGGUGAAGGUAUAGCCGUAUGCGAGGAACAACUAAGAGCCGUAAAAUGGAGUGAUUAUCGCAAGUUGACGCGUGGAUUAGCCGCGAUAUUGUUCAGCCCGACGGAGUUGGCGACGUGCUCCGUCACCGGUCAACGUUGGAGCCGUGCCGGCACAGCUACCGAACGUCCUGUGAAACCUGCCCUCGACAAGGCUAAAGUUCAAGCUAUUAUAUCUUACGUAACAUCGAGGUUUCCGUCUGUGGACGUCAGCAGCGUGAAACAAGUUUUGGCGUACAAGUGCAAAGAGAACUCCACCGCCCUCAAAAUGAAGUCUAUACGAUACAUAUGCGAUAGACAGGACACGGACACGUCACCACGGGGCGAGUCCGAGGACAAGUGAGAGGGGCUCCAGGGUGCGUGCAGGGUGCAGCCCGCCCCUCAGUUUCGUCGCGUCCUCCCGCACCCUCCAUCCGAUACGGUCCACUCGUCGCAGCGUUCCCGGGUCCAGCGAGGUCAUGGCGAUUAUCGUAACAAUAAUAACAAUCAGUGCGUCGACGGACGCUCAUGGCGCAACCACGAGGAAGGGCACAGAUGCGACUCGUCUCCCACGCCAUCGACGCAGGCAGGUCUCGAAAAGUUGAUGCCUCUGCACACGCUUCGCGGCGUAUUUCAUUCCACCCUACGAACGGCAACGGCCUCGUACAUUUAAUUGCUGGUUUAACCAGCUGCAUCGAUCGAGAUCUAAUCCUAAAAGGGUAGGACGGAAGAGGAGCGGAAAUAUUACGAAUCGUUUCGAUAUACGGUCUCUUAAACGAUAUUACAGGAUAUUCAACGUUCAUUAGUUUUCUUUACCUCUUUUUUUUUGCCGUGAAAAUUUCCAAAUUUUCACGGCAGGAACGAUCGACUUUUUCUCAUGCGUUCCGCAAAGAAAGAGAUUAACAUGCUUACAAAUAUAAAGAUUACACAGGAAACGCGGUUUGUGAAGCACAAGCACGGUAGAUAAAUACAAUGAAUAAAAUGCAAGCUCGCGUAAAGUAGUACACGUUGUUGGAGGGUAGAAAAAUUUAAGAAGGGUGGAAAUGCGUGAUUGUUUGGUUGUAUUGCAGCAAGAUUAGUCGUGCUAUAUCGGAUCUUAAAUCAUCGAUACUCCGAGUAUACGUAUUAUUUUUGGAAGCUGCUGGUUGCGCCUCGUAGUGAUUCAAAUUAUUCAUAUUUACAAAAUGCACCUAACAGCUUCGAAAAAUUUGAUAUACCUCGAGUAGAAUAGAGAAAAUCGUCGUCAAUAUCAGGCUUACAUUUAGGACGUACAUUCGAAUGUCCGUAUCGUGAAUUUAUCGGGACAAAGCGGGACGGAUUCUGAGAUCCGUGAAAAUUUUUCUCAGCUCCACUUUCAUUUUAAUCGUAACAACGUGUGACGUUAUAGCGUACUUUUUUGAUCGAUUUUUCGCUUUUUAACGUGAUUAUUUGAGAAAUAUAAGUAAUGGAAGAGCCAUGCAGGAAGACAAACGUUCAUUUUACGGGCAUUCAUCUGGUUUGCAAUACGGACAUCCGAUUAGGAAUAAAGAGUUAAAAAAAAAAAUAUGCAAGUUAACGAGACGCGACGAGGGUUUAUUACAUGGCUGCGUUCUUGCCGGAGAAAAAAAACGUCGUUCCUUCGCGUAUGCGCGUUUCUCUUGUUAAUAGAUAAGUCUAUCUAGUAUGUGGUACAUUUCUUUUUCGUGCAAUAAUGUGAAUCAUUCGUGUGACACGUAAAAAGAGAGAAGGAGGAGUGCAGGUGUAAGGGGCGAGUUAUAGAAUGCGGCACGAAGGAACGGUUCUGCGUGCAAGAACAUAUGUAUAUUAGGAGGAUUUAUUUGGUUUUGGCUGUGAGCUACGACCACACAUGCGAAGGAGGAGAUCCGUGUGGCUCUAAUGAAAGAGAACGCACCCUUCCAGAGUGAAGGCGAGUGAUAAAUAGUGAGAAGGCAAUAUUAUAAAGAAAAAAAAAGAAUAAGAAAUGUUAUUAAAAAAACAUAGCAUGGUCGGACGGAGCAGUCCGAUCCUACCGGGAUACAAGGGUAGACUUUCACAUAGAGUAUGCCUAAUAUAUGAAUACAUAGUAUAAAUGUAUAAAUACAGAAUAAUAUAAAUAUAUUAUAAAUAUUAUAGUAAUAUAUAUAUAUAUAUUACUAUAUUUAAUAUAUAUAUUAUUAACGAAAUAGAUGAACUUAUAUUAUUUGUUGGGAGAGCAUAUUACAUAUAUUACACAUAUUUAAUAUAUUUAGGAUAUUUAUUUGUUGAUUUGAUGAUAUAUGUAUGUAUAUACAUAUAUAUAUGUAUACAUAUAUAUUAUAUAUGAUUUUUAUAAAGAUGGCGCGCGCGCGGCAUGGAGAGGCCGGCCUAUAAAAGCGUUUCAAAAAAAAGAAAAAAAAAGAAUCACAGCGAAGAAAAUGGAUGCAUGCAGAUGUUACCGAUGAUAUGUAUAUGAAAUAUAAUUGAAGUGUUCUCGCACGAUUGCAGCUUUCGUCGAUCUGAUCGUUACACGUAUAUCAAAACAGUUCGAUCAACACAAGUGCGAUCGUGCAAAAUUUGUCUUCUAAGGCACAGAGGUUUUAAACGAUUCUUUUUCAUCUAGCGGAACAGAUAUAUGCGAUUGCGUUUUAGCGAAAUUAGCCGACUGAUUAAGCCCGGUUCAGAUUGUCUGCUUUCGUCGUUAGCAACGAGAGCAGGGGAGUGCGCUUUCAAAGUGAUCGUACGUAAAGUAACGUCAACGAGAAAAUAAAAAUUAACUUUCGAAUUUAAUUGCUACUUCAACACAAUCAAAUUUCUCAAUGGGUGGUAAAAAAUGUCAUUAAAGAACGGAAUUAAACGGCACUGUGAUUUAUUACUGCUCGUUUAACGAUAACCAAUCGAAUAGCCUAAAAUAAGAGCAGUUCUUUUAUCGCUGGCCUAAUGUUACUUAUAAUCUAAGAGGUCCAAUCGAUAAUGCUUUCUCUUUUAUCGCUUAAGGGAAAUUAUAUUUUGUUUAUAUGAUUUAGUUUUUCUUUUCUUAUUUAAUUGCAUACGGGUUAGAACACAGAAAGAGUAUUUAAUUUAACGUAAUUAAUUGUAUUUUAAUUUAGAUGUUAUGAGAGAGAAGAAAUAUCAUUCGGGGUGAAGGGCGGGCGAGAAACACUGAAUCGGCCUUAAUUACGAUACUCACUACAGUCUAUUGCAGAAACGCGCUCAAAGUGACGACGCGUGUGUAUACAUACAUUCAUAUAUUCAUGCACAUCAAUAUUCCCAUAUCCACACAUGUACAUUCAGUCACGCGGCAAGUUCUCGUGUUUGCGAAUUUGCGCAUUGACGAAACAUUGGAAUGGACGAACUUCUUGUUUUUUUUUAUUUUACUUCUUUUUUAUUUCAAAAAUAACAUUUUUUUUAAUGAAAGAAAUUUCUGGAAAUUUUAGCAGCAAUAAGUUUUCUCGAUUUGUACGUUAAUUGCGAAAUGAAAUUGUCAAGAACACAUUUCGUUGAUUAAUCGCAAACUAAUUGGAAGUUCACUUCCAAUUUCAGAAAUCUUAUAUUGCUGUUAUCAUUUUGCGCACCGCUUUGAUAACGCGACGAUCAAAGUAAAUAUCUCCUAACAUAUUUUACUGUUUAAUAAAGUUUGAUAUUAUUAUUUCGACAAAAAUGCUGUUUACUCCUUAGUAAUAUGUUUCGUUUCGUUAAUUGUUCAUUUUGGUUUUGUUUUCCCUAUUUUUCUAAAGCGCAAUUUUCUGUUGUCGACGUCGCGAUCAGUGAUAUCGCGGGUUUUGAUCUUCGUGCUUACACGUGUGUUACAUACAGAGCAUGCGACAGACACAGUAGAGGUACAUCGUAGUGUUUUGACUCUUCGAUCGUUCACGUAGCCACCCCAGAGUAGACAAACGAGCUUGUAAAUAGUUAUACCGAAUGUUAUACGAUUACACAAAAAAAAUAACGAAAUAAUUACGACGGUGAGACACAGCGGGGGAAAAGGGUUUCUCUCGCGAAGUUGAAACCUCUCGCGUUACCAAGCGCCUACGAUUAUACGAUUAUAGCGGUGUUGCUCUGAACAGAGAAUGGACCUCGCGUGCAAGUCGUAAAGUUAGAAUAUCGCAGUCUUGACUUUUCUCAACUAAAGUUAAAGCGCGGCGAAACUCGCGCGAGAGAUGCAGAACCUCGGCCAAAACACAUACGGGAGCAUCUUCGGCUAAAUCGUUUAAGAAGACAGAGUGCCAAUGCGAGGCGUACGAAAUUUCAGAGUCCACUUCUCUUUUCGGAUCACGGGGAGAGUAGCGUGUGCGUAUUUACCUGUGUACUAAGCAUACCGUAAACAAAUACUAAUUUCCAACGAAAAAAAAUAUACAUAUACAUAUAUAUAUAUAUAUAUAUAUAUAUAUAUAUAUAUAUAUAUAUAUAUAUAUAUAUUAAAGGAACGGGAUCGUUACAACAUUUACGCGUAUAGAUAGCUUGCGGAGUAGGUUUAAAAAAGAAGGGUAUCGAAUGAUGGAGUUAAGUGAGCAAGAGAAAGGGAAGAGAUGGAGGGUUGACUGGACAAGUAAUAUACUCCAUGCCUUAUAAUAAUAGGUAAUAAAGUACGCGUAAGCAUAAAUAGAUCUAUUUAACUAGUGAGUUAAGAAUUAGAGAGAUCGUGUUGUUCUGGCGCACCUGGCGAUGGGAAUUGAAUCGUUAAGACGCGAAAACGAAAAACAACGCUUAUUCUACCGUAACAGCGUACGCAGAUGAAGAGAGCGAAGAGGUCCGUGUGAUUAAUCAAUUUUUUUGAUGCGGCGUCUUGAAUUCCCAGCGCUUCGUGCGCGUCUUUGUAAAUGACAAGUGAACGCUAAUCGAAAUAUUUGACCGAACAAAAGUGCACGAUGAUCGAGAAACCACCAACGAGUCUCUUACAAAUUAUAUUCCAUCCUUGCGAAUUCGUUACACUUUCGAUGAUUGCGGACAAUAUCGUGCAGCGCAAUUUUAAACAACCCGCGACCGUGCAAUAAUCUGAUAACGACAAAAUGAAAUAUAAAGCGAAUAUAGAAAUCAGGAAUAAAAAUUGGCGCCGUUUCAUUGGCUCGUCGUGCGCUUUCGUGUCUUUCAAUCGUAGUGAGUAGUGAGCAUCCCUAAGCGUAGUAGGGAAAGUGAUGCCGCUAAGUCGAACGAUGCUGCGUGAUUUGAUGUAGUUUUUAAUAUCGUUUUACCACACAGAUCGAGACGAAACAACCGUGAAGGGGAAAAGGAGACAGUCGAGUUAGACUGCACAUCGCAGUUUGUGGCUUUGGUAUGCUUUAGAUCUUUUUUUUUUGCAAUCCCAUUUUGUUUCGAUUACCAAAUUGUUCGAUAGUCUCAUUCGCAUUUCGAUAUUCGCUUACACUUGUUUAUACUUCUUCAUUAGAAAUUAGAUUUAAUACAUGUAAUUAGUAUGUCCGAUUAAACGUAAAAAUUUCCAAAGACGCUCUUGGGGGCUUACAUUAUUUAGGAAUCGUGGUUGCAGUGCAAAUGUUUCUGGAUUAUGAUUGCAUCCUUGUUGCAAUUAGUAACGACGUUCAAGACGAGCUGUCACUAGCUGGUAUUAUGAUUUCUCCUAUAUACACGCCCAACAUCAAUUACGAGCAAUUUGCCCAAAGAUAAUCGCAUGUCUUAUGGUUACCGUGUAAUAGAACACACAUCGAGCGCUUUAUCCCAUAGGUAACGCGUAGUCCCUAAAAGCUGUGAAAAAAAAAAAAAAAAAAAUGAUAGCAACGAAAUCGGUCGUUAAUAUUUAUUUUAGACGCGCGAUUCAUAAUAGGCUAUAAGUCAUCCUGGAGGAUGGUUUUUUUUUGUCGAACCUUAUUCGUUGAAUAUUAACCCUAAAUGGUACAUUAUAAUUUACUUACCAAGAAUGGCUGUGUAAGAGAGACUGGCAGAGACCUUGCAUAAGAUAAUAAUGGAUUUAUAUUUAUGUAAAUCUUUCUUUUUAAUAUUCAUUAGGACGUUAUAAAUUUGACAUUGUAUAUUUGUAUUGUGUUUAUAUAUCUAUGUUUAUAUGAAUAUAUAAAAAAAAAACAAAAAAAUUAAUUGGUAAAAUUUUUUUAAAUGGAUAUUUUGUUUUGUACGUGAAAAGGUCCGAGUCAGAACUUCUUACGCUGUUUAGGGCUGAUGCCCUUGUCUAGACUAUUUCAUACUUAUAGCAUCGGCGAACAAGUUUCUGGGAGUUUUUUUUUGAGAAACUGCGCCAUAAUAUCGUUAUUGAAAGCUUUCUUUCAAAGAAUUGGAAAUUGAUCGGAAAACUUUUGUGCGCGAUUUUAACAGUUUCUAAAGAGACAUUUCUAAGAAACUAUUCGCCAGGAACAGUAGCGUCACGUGGUAAUAAUUUUUAUUUGCACCAGAUAUCCAUUUUUGUUCAUCAACUCGGUUUUUGUUUUUUUAAGAGAUUAACAGAAAUUUUGAUUGCGAAAAUAAUAUAAAAUAAUUGUUACCAAGUAAUUUACACAGAGAGAUGAUACACAUCUAGCGGAAUCCUUAUUUUUAAAUUGCUUAAACUUAAUACUCUUCGAUACUUGAAGGAAUCUCUGGAAAAACAUUACGAGCGACACUUCUCAAUCGCUCCAGGAAUUAAUACGGGACACCUAUUCAUCCGACAAUUUAUGCGUGGUAUGUUCCACUGUGACCGUUUCUUCAGGGAUUGCUCUAGUUAGAUAAGUGGUGAAAGGUAAAAUGUAAUUUAUAUGCAUUAUAAUUUUUAGAGUAGAUUGCGAUGAAAAGUAUACCAUUGAGCGGCUAGUGAAACGUAUUUGUGCAAUAAUAGAGUAAAUAAGUAGAAAAGUGCAGAAGAGAAGAUUCACGCGCGCAAACGUCGCGAAAGAGUUACUUUGACAGCGAAAAUCGUGAGCCACGUGACGCGCUUUCCUUUGAAACUGUUGGCAAUAUCGUCGAGGGAACUUGGAAGAUCGAGAUCGGGAGAUGUGCGCUCGAUCUUUGUGCAAUAUUCCCGCGAUUGUGAUACGCUAUAAUAAUUGUCAGACGUUUUAAUCCGUUAGCGCGGCUUAUUGUUCUGAUUUGUUGUGUCAUUUCGAACUUCUGUGUUAUUUUUAAUAAAUCUAUGGAUUAUUUUGUUUCCACGCCUAUCUUUAUUUCCGCUCGAUCCCGGAUUUUCGGUUCCUCCGACUUUUUCUUCUUUUUUUUUAACUGUCGUAAUUUACUUUGCGAAGCCGCUAAAGUAAGAACCGUCUGUCUCUCGUAAAUCUAACAAUAGAUGGACGUAGGAAGGGAAGAAAAGAUUACUUAGCAAUUUUUUAAAGCCAAUGUCUAAUUUCGGGUACUAGGAUAAACUGAUUUCGUUUUUUUUUUUAAACUAAUGUAAUUGUAAAUUAAUAUAGAUCUUUAAUUUAGAAUUUAAAAGAAUUACCGCGACACGCAGCUUGGUUCGUUCUCAGAGAGGCGUUACCUUCAACAAGUCAAUGCACGAAACAGCAGCAAUAAGCAGCGAUACUGUUAAUUAAUUAGAUAUAUAGCGUUUGUCGAAAAGCGCCAAGAAAGUGAUCCAAGACGAACGUUAGACAUUGCGCUUGCCGAUCGGGCGCCAGCGAUUCGAUAAACUCGCAGAGACGGGAACUUUGAUGCCGAUUUCGUUGACUGUGCUACACGGAAAGCAUAAUUUUGCUAAAAUACAGAUCUACAAAUAAUUAUGUUGAAUCGUUUAAAAAAAAUUGUAUCGGACGUUUAACUUGGUUGCUAGAAUGUUAAAACUGUUUGCAACAACAUUAUCAUGCGUCCCACAUAAUCAUUUUGAUGGCCCAGUAUAAAAUUAUUAUCUGAUUUAGCCUACAUUUUUAUAUGUUGCAGUAAAAUCGUUCUUUCCGUGUAUGCACAAAAAAUAUUCAAAGUAACAGCGGAAGCAGAUUCGAAGAUGAAAUAUAAGAACAAUGAAAAAAUGUUAUGAAUGUUAAUGUUUUAUAACUAUACAAAACUGCUUCUCGUAAUAUGAUACAAAUUAUGAAAAAGAUAGUACGAAGAUACAUAUGUAUUAUUAAGAAGAAGUAUCUUUCAAGAAACUUGCAAUCGAGGGAAACUUGUUCUUGUCGAAAAUUCGUCUAGCUGUGUCUAAAUAUAAUUCACAUAAUCAAUGUGAAUAAUUAAGUAAAAUAAAAUUAAUUAAAUUAAUCCGAAUAAUUUGAAAGCUACAUAAUAUGAAGCUUACAAUAUCAAAGUUAAUUAAAGAUGAAAGUUUUGUUAUUUUAUUGUUAUAUUUAAUAUUCAAUAAAGAAAAUUUAAUUCAAUCGCUAACGUGUCAUUAAAUAAUCUUGCGACAAAAUUUUCGUUAAGAAUAAUCGCAAGCAAGUUUCGUGAGGGAUUACGUCUCUUUUAAACGAGUAUAUAAAUGAUUAUCUGCAAUAAUUAUUUCAAUAAAAAAAACAAACAAACAAACAAACGGAUCAUCAAAGUGUACCGGAAAAAUUCACUCGAUGCGGCGCUCUAACGGCUUUAAAUAAUAAUACCGUAAUUGUGAUAAAAAUAGUUAAUUAGUAGGUAAACGUUACAUAUACGAUGUAACGAUCGUCGACGCGAUUACAACGACGAUCCACGACGGUAGAUAAGUGGCAGAUUUAUCGCGAAUAAAAAAUAUAAAUGCAUACAGGGAUGAUAAAGAUAUUACGUAAGGGAUAAAAAUCAUUAUUGCGUAUAAUCGAUCAUUAAGUGAUCAAAUAGUUUAUAACAGACCCGUAGACCAGUGAUAGAGAAGUAUAAAUAAAUAUAUAUAUAUAUAACAUAUUAACGAAUAUCGGACUACCACUGCGACGUAAACGAGUAAACGAUGUACUUAUACAUAUACAUUAGUCAAUGUUCAAUGUUGAGAUAUUUAUCUGAAAUAAAAUACAUAUACGUUGUUUACA
Solenopsis invicta (red fire ant) is the source of this 10019-nucleotide messenger RNA. Its product is annotated as protein abrupt. Lineage: Eukaryota; Metazoa; Arthropoda; Insecta; Hymenoptera; Formicidae. Gene Ontology annotation, molecular function: protein binding; DNA binding. The coding region runs from base 152 to 1564 and encodes 470 amino acids. The record is from RefSeq and is a predicted model, not a curated record. Gene Ontology annotation, biological process: regulation of transcription by RNA polymerase II. The transcript has 9 exons. Gene Ontology annotation, cellular component: nucleus.